Molecule: messenger RNA, 1600 nt
Organism: Punica granatum (pomegranate)
Lineage: Eukaryota; Viridiplantae; Streptophyta; Magnoliopsida; Myrtales; Lythraceae
Source: RefSeq, a predicted model, not a curated record
AAUCCCACAAUCAUAAGGACACCUCAGCCUCUUCUUCUUCUUCACACACCAUCAUCUUCAUUCAUUCAACAUUUUCCCAAUCUCUUCUACAUUUUUUAUUGAUAAAGGAAAUAAAAAGAACAAAUUUUAGGCACUGCAUGCAAUAACCCAGCAAGACUCAUAACCUCGCUAUAUCUGAUAAUGGCAGCUUCAGCUUGUACAGUCUACACAACAACUCAAUCCCUCAGCUCCAUCUCCUCAACCCCAUCAAAGCCCCUGCAGCAAAGGCACCAUGUCCUACUCUACAGCAGCGCUUCCCGGAGAAGCGCCUCCAAGAGAAGGCCGUGCCUGGUGACGUGCUCGGUCGGAGACACGGUGGUAAUCGGCCUGGCGGCGGACUCGGGCUGCGGAAAGAGCACCUUCAUGAGGCGGCUCACGAGCGUGUUUGGUGGGGCGGCGGAGCCCCCCAAGGGAGGGAACCCGGACUCGAACACGCUCAUCAGCGACACGACCACAGUGAUCUGUCUGGAUGAUUACCACUCCCUCGACCGGACGGGGAGGAAGGAGAAGGGAGUGACGGCGCUCGACCCGAGGGCCAACGACUUCGACCUCAUGUACGAGCAGGUCAAGGAGCUCAAGGAAGGGAAGGCCGUGGAGAAGCCGAUUUACAACCAUGUGACGGGGCUGCUGGACCCUCCCGAGCUCAUCAACCCCCCCAAGAUCCUUGUCAUUGAAGGUCUCCACCCAAUGUUUGAUCAGCGGGUCAGGGACCUGUUGGACUUCAGCAUCUACUUAGACAUCAGCAACGAGGUGAAAUUCGCAUGGAAAAUUCAGAGAGACAUGGCAGAGCGAGGACACAGUCUCGAAAGCAUCAAAGCUAGCAUUGAGGCCCGAAAACCUGACUUCGAAGCCUACAUAGAUCCACAGAAGCAAUACGCCGAUGCCGUGAUCGAAGUUUUGCCAACACAACUCAUUCCGGGAGACAACGAGGGGAAGAUUUUGAGAGUCAAGUUGAUCAUGAAGGAAGGAGUAAAAUACUUUAGCCCAGUGUACCUGUUCGAUGAGGGCUCAACCGUUUCAUGGAUUCCCUGCGGGAGAAAGCUUACUUGCUCUUACCCGGGCAUCAAGUUCUUCUAUGGCCCUGACAGUUACUAUGGCCACGAGGUGUCGGUGCUCGAGAUGGAUGGGCAAUUCGACAGACUAGACGAGCUAAUAUAUGUGGAGAGCCACCUGAGCAACCUCUCCACCAAUUUUUAUGGCGAAGUGACCCAACAAAUGCUGAAGCACGCCGACUUCCCGGGUAGCAACAAUGGGACCGGCCUCUUCCAGACAAUCGUAGGCCUUAAGAUCAGAGAUCUGUACGAGCAAAUAACUGCCACUAAGGCCUCUGCCCCAUUACAAGCAUCCAAGGCCUAGGAAGCAACAUCACCCGAUAAUCCGACAUCGAAUACGGACCGUUUUGGCAUGUCCGGGUAUCGGGCUUUAGGUUUUCGCCUCCAUGGAUGAGGACGGUUUACAAUGUACUUACUUCUCUUUGGUUUUUUAUUAUCUUUUUUGUUUAGCUAUGUCAUAUAUAAUCAUAAGAUAAUAAUAGAAAAGAUCAUAUUCAGCUAAGAGGAAA